UCUGCACAAGUUUGACCCUUGUGGAUGUACAAUCUCCGAUAAGCACUAAUAUAUACUGUUAUUUUAGUUAAAGCAGCAGCAAUUAAGCAUGAGGCUGACAGCGCUGCUUUCGAUGGCAGCAAAAGUUGCUCUUCCACACGGUUAUCGCUAUGGGACGAACAGACCAUGGACAAUCGCAGCCCGACGGCUCAACCCACCCGGCAAAAGAAGAAGAAAGGUGUUUGUUGAACCCAUUGCUAAUGAGGACUGGCCUGUAGUGAGAGGAGACACAGUGGAGGUUUUGUCUGGCAAAGAGAAAGGAAAGCAAGGCAAAGUUGCUCAGGUGAUCCGGGCUCGAAACUGGGUCAUACUCGAGGGCCUGAACACGCAUUACCGAUAUGUGGGCAGAUCUGGAGAUUACAGAGGGACUUACCUCGCUAGUGAAGCUCCUCUGCUGCUGAAGGACAUUGCGCUCAUUGACCCGACUGACAGGAAGCCCACAGAAAUCCAGUGGAGAUACACUGAAGAGGGCGAGCGAGUGCGUGUUUCUGUCAGGACUGGACGGAUUAUUCCCAAACCAGUCUUCCAGAGAAAAGACGGCAUCGUUCCUCAACAGUGGAAAGAUGGACCCAAGGACACGUCACCAGAGGACACGCUUCAGAAAACAUACACACCGUCUCUGAAAACCCUUGAGGAGGAAGUCAUGGAGAAAAUGAACAUUCAGGAAAAUAGAAGACCUCGUAAAAGCUACUGGUACUGAGGAACCACAGAGACAGUGUGUUAUGUUUAAGCUCAAAAACAGCAGCAGGAUUAUUUAUCAUGGACUAAUAAUGUAUGUGUUCUGGAGACUGUCAAUAAACCAACCAAACGUUA
Molecule: messenger RNA, 852 nt
Organism: Danio rerio (zebrafish)
Lineage: Eukaryota; Metazoa; Chordata; Actinopteri; Cypriniformes; Danionidae
Gene: mrpl24
Product: mitochondrial ribosomal protein L24
Biological process (GO): translation
Cellular component (GO): ribosome; mitochondrion
Molecular function (GO): RNA binding; structural constituent of ribosome
Source: RefSeq, marked provisional